Capsella rubella is the source of this 648-nucleotide messenger RNA. Its product is annotated as 60S ribosomal protein L22-2. Bases 105 to 479 code for a protein of 124 amino acids. Gene Ontology annotation, molecular function: structural constituent of ribosome; RNA binding. The record is from RefSeq and is a predicted model, not a curated record. Lineage: Eukaryota; Viridiplantae; Streptophyta; Magnoliopsida; Brassicales; Brassicaceae. Gene Ontology annotation, biological process: cytoplasmic translation. Gene Ontology annotation, cellular component: ribosome. The transcript is spliced from 3 exons.
AACCCUAGCCGUUUGCUUCAUUCUCCUCAGAGAUAAAAAGACGCCGUUCGUCUCUUCAGAGAGUUUCACCUUCUAGGGUUUGUUUCAAGAGAAGGGUUGGAAAAAUGAGUCGUGGAGCUGCAGCUGUUGCCAAGGGAAAGAAGAAGGGUGUCUCCUUCACCAUUGAUUGUUCGAAGCCAGUUGAUGACAAGAUCAUGGAGAUUGCUUCCCUCGAGAAGUUCCUUCAGGAGAGGAUCAAGGUCGGUGGCAAAGCUGGUGCUCUUGGUGAUUCAGUCACCAUCACCCGUGAGAAGAGCAAGAUCACUGUCACUUCAGAUGGUCAAUUCUCCAAGAGGUAUUUGAAGUACUUGACAAAGAAGUACCUCAAGAAGCACAAUGUGAGGGAUUGGCUCAGAGUGAUUGCAGCGAACAAGGACCGUAAUCUCUAUGAGUUGAGGUACUUCAACAUUGCUGAGAACGAGGCAGAGGAGGAAGACUAAAACCCAGUUAUCAGUUUGGUUUAGAACUAUACUCUAUCCCAUGUUUUCGUUUUUUGGCUUCUACUCGGUACUGAAUACAAUUUGUCUUUGCCCUUCUGUCUUUUUUUGUCAGAUGUUAUUUAGUUCUGUUGAAGUUAACUCUCGUUGGUUAUCUUACUUUAAGCUCAUA